Molecule: messenger RNA, 983 nt
Organism: Drosophila takahashii
Lineage: Eukaryota; Metazoa; Arthropoda; Insecta; Diptera; Drosophilidae
Gene: Pex12
Product: peroxin 12
Biological process (GO): protein import into peroxisome matrix; protein monoubiquitination
Cellular component (GO): peroxisomal membrane; peroxisomal importomer complex
Molecular function (GO): zinc ion binding; protein binding; ubiquitin-protein transferase activity
Source: RefSeq, a predicted model, not a curated record
UACUGAUAAGAACAACAACACAGUUCAAACUAUUUAUUUAUCCCGACUUUAUUUAAUGUUAUUAACUAAUUAAAGAUGGCUGAAGCCGCCAAUGUGCGCCAGAACCUGCAGAAUGUGCCCUCGAUCUUCGAGAUCUCGGCGGCGGAGACGCUGGACAACCUGAUCUACCCGGCGCUGAGCAAGAUCUUCGACUACUUCGGUCUGCGACUGGACUUUAAACUGUGGGGCAGUCUGAGGAUCCGGGAGGAGCUGUCGCCGCUGCUCACCUGGCUGCUGCAGUACCUGUACCUGCGGAAGAGGGCCUCCUCCUUCGGCGAGAGCUUCUACGGACUGCAGAGGACGGUCACCGAAACGGGGGAUCUGCUAAAUAGGAGACAGCAAUUCGCCUCGGCCACUCUGCUGACCUUCGUUCCCUACGUGGAAAGGAAGCUGCGGAGCAGGAUCACCCGGCACGAGGACACCAAUCCCUGGGAGCAGCGUCUCCUCAGCGCCUUUCAUGCUUUUCAUGCCGCCAAGGCGGUGCACACAUUCCUCUACCUGGUCAAGUACGCCUCCAAUCACUCGCCCAUCUUCCGGGCUUUGGGCCUGACCCUUCGCUACCCCAGCGAGCCUCCGCAGGAGGACCAGUGGACCUACCUGGUGCUCAAAAUGCUCGAGGUGCUGGCCUUCUUCCUGCAGUUCGUCCAGUGGUGGUACUCCAACGACCAGCGACGCAAAGUGGGCGGCACCCUGAUCAAUCCGGAGGCGAUGUUACCCAAGGAGCUGCCCCAGGAAGUCCAGAAGACGCUGCCCAAGCGGGGAGAAUGCCCCGUCUGCCUGCUGCCCAUCCAGACGCCCACCGCCUGCUCCGUUUCCGGCUACGUCUUCUGCUGGAAGUGCAUCGUUACCCACAUGAAGGAGCACGGCAGCUGCCCAGUCACCCACUAUCCCAUCAGUCUGGACGACCUGGUGCGCAUCUACGAAACGUAGCCAUUACCUUUGUU